Rhododendron vialii is the source of this 1062-nucleotide messenger RNA. RefSeq lists its product as uncharacterized. The coding region runs from base 1 to 1062 and encodes 353 amino acids. The record is from RefSeq and is a predicted model, not a curated record. The transcript has 4 exons. NCBI's taxonomy places the organism in Eukaryota, Viridiplantae, Streptophyta, Magnoliopsida, Ericales, Ericaceae.
AUGAAGGAUAAGAUCUUGUCUAUUUGUGAUGAGGAUGGUAAUCGUUUGGAAGAUCCUAAAGCUGUCAAGGGAGAGAUUCUCAGAUUCUACAAGCAAAUGUUGGGGUCUAAAUUAGCUCAGAAGCGUCCUUCGUUGGAAAGAUUAUGCUUUGUUCAUACAGUUCCAAAUUCCUUUCAUGAUGCCUUAAUUGCUCCUAUUACUCCAGCAGAAAUCAAGGUGGCUCUCUUUGUGAUCAAUGGUGACAAAUCCCCUGGACCAGAUGGUUACAAUUCAAGCUUUUUUCAGAAGAACUGGGAGUUAAAGGGAUACUUUAAGGGAGAAAAAGGGCUUCGACAGGGAGGUCCCAUCUCUUCCUACCUAUUCCUUAUGGUAAUGGAGGGUCUGUAUGCCAUUCUUCAAAAGAAAAUCUCUCAAGAUCUUUUUUCUGGGGUUGAGGAAUUUGUCAAGGCUGACACUCUGAAUCUUUUUCCAAUUCCUGAGGGUACUUUACAAGUUCGUUAUUUGGAUGUGCCCCUUAUUUCCACUAGGCUUCGAUAUGAGGAUUGUGUUCAGCUAAAGGACAGAACCCAACAGAGAAUUGCUAGCUGGACUAAUAGUCGCCUAUCUUAUGGUGGAAGAGCUCUCUUGAUACAAUCAGAAAUUGAGGUGAUGCUGAGAGCCUUUUUGUGGUCUGGUAUUCAUCUAAAAAAAAUUGGGGCUAAAGUUAGAUGGUUAGAAGUUUGCUCUCCCAAAGCUGAGGGUGGUUUGGGCUUGAAGUCCCUACAGGUUUGGAACAAGGCCACCAUGUUGAGACAUUUGUGGGCUCUUUGCAAGAAAGAGGACACCUUGUGGGUCAAGUGGGUUCACAGUUAUAUGAUAAGAGAUCAAAAUAUGUGGGCUAUGAAGGUGCCUCAAGACUGUUCAUGGACUGUUCGAAAAUUGUUGAAACUUAGACGUGUGGGUCAGCCUUUUGUGAAGCAUAUUAUAGAAGAUGGUUGCAAUACUUUUAUAUGGUUUGUCAACUGGCAUCCCAAAGGCCCCCUGUACAAACUUCUUGAUGAUCGCUCAGUUGCUACCAUGUGA